Messenger RNA from Apis florea (little honeybee), 1302 nucleotides. Its product is annotated as LHFPL tetraspan subfamily member 2 protein. Gene Ontology annotation, cellular component: membrane. NCBI's taxonomy places the organism in Eukaryota, Metazoa, Arthropoda, Insecta, Hymenoptera, Apidae. The record is from RefSeq and is a predicted model, not a curated record.
CUCGAGCGGUUAUAGCUUCAGUUCAGCUCGGCGCUUUGACCGCGCAGCGUCGCGCGUAGGAAGCGGAUCGUCGAGCGCGCUUUGCCUUUUGACAGCGGGGAACACUCUCUCUCUCGGCUGUUUCCUCGCAGUUCCCGAUACUUGGCCACUGGAAUAAUUUAAACAUAAAAAUUAAAAAUCAAAGUUGUUCCAUAAAGUAAUCGGACGAGCGGAGAAAACGAUUCUCGCUGUUUCGUGGUUUCUUUUGUGGUUGCACGAGGAAAACACGAGGACCGAGCGGGAGAUCGGAGCUCGAAGGAUGGCAGCAUAGGCGGCAUACAAUUGAACGGCAGCAUGUGCUAUGUGAUAGUCACUGGUCGUAGUUUGCUGUGGACGUUGCUGUCCCUGGUGGCGUUAAUGGCCGUUUUAUCGGGCCUCAUCACUCCGAAAUGGCUGAUUGGACCGCAGAUGAAGGACACGAAGAACGGAUCAGAGUCCUACGUACCGACAGUUGGAAUUUUCAAUCGUUGCAUCAGGCUGCACGGGAAGAAGACUCAUUGCGCGAAUUUUAACUUGGACGGCUUCGCGACGGAUUCCAGUGUGUUUCCAGGCUGUUGGAAAGCCUCGUACUUCUUUUUGUCUUUCGGCCUGGCGAUUAUGGCGAUGACGGUGUUGGCAGCUUUGGUUGGCUGCUGCAUGCAGAGCAUCGGCAGAAAAAGCAUCUUCAAUUUGGCUGGUGUGGCCCAAGUCAUCGCUGGAAUAUUUUAUCUGUUGGGAAUGAUUUUGUAUCCAGCCGGUUGGGGCGCAGAAAGGGUUCAAAGGAUCUGCGGACCGGAAGCCGAUGCUUUCUACCUCGCUGAAUGCUCCUUAGGUUGGGCUUUUUAUAGUGCCGUGAUAGGGGUCGGGUUGACGUUUAUUUGCGCAGUAAUCAGUGGGCAAGCGGAAAAGUCGACAGCCAGCGACAAAGUUCAAGACAAGAUGAACGAGGGGAAAACUUUGAUUUGUCUCGCGUGAAACGAGAAAAAUUGGGGAACGUAUCAUCUGAUCGAUGCUUUUUGGAACAUCCACGCGUCACCAUUUUCUGCGCCAGAAAAUGAACGAUGAAAGAAAAUGCCAAAUAAUACUACUUCCUCUUCUCGACGAAAGAAAGAGAAAAAGAGGAAAUUUGUCGCGGGACCAAAUUGAGGAUCAAGGUCGGUGAUACUUCUUGACGAAGUUAUUAAAUUUUUGCUCGGACGGAGAGUAUUACUUAUCACCAGAAAUGAAUCUGUGCCAAUUAAUCCUUCCCCAAGUUUUCUAUCGAAAUAUAGCAUUGUAGUUGUU